Molecule: messenger RNA, 4826 nt
Organism: Pomacea canaliculata
Lineage: Eukaryota; Metazoa; Mollusca; Gastropoda; Architaenioglossa; Ampullariidae
Product: DNA-binding protein SMUBP-2-like
Exons: 1
Coding region: 266-3232 (988 amino acids)
Molecular function (GO): ATP hydrolysis activity; ATP binding; 5'-3' DNA helicase activity
Source: RefSeq, a predicted model, not a curated record
CCCUCCUGCCAUUUGUUUUCACAAUAUCGUGAAGACUGUCACUGUUCCCUUGAAACUGUGGUCUCUACUACCUGAUUAGAGAACAUAACUUUUGUCAGUCGUAGAUAUACGUCAUUCUUUGAUUUUAAUUAUCGAACGCCUUUAAACAUUUGCCUAAUUGAAGACCAGAAAGAAAGUGGAUUGAAUCGUCUGCUGGAAAUUUGAUAAUCACGAAGUGGGACAAUCCAAAGUUGACAGUUUUGACGUUUAACUUAUAGAUCGCACCAUGCUUGGAAUAGAACAGUUUGUGUCUCGGACUCAAAAGUUGCUGGAGAAGGAACGUGCAGCUGAAAUUGAUGAAACCCGAGUGCGAACUGCACAGUUUUCUCCAAAGCAGUUGCAACAACAAGGUAUUUGCCUUCUGAAAUUGGAGAUCAGCGAGUCUUGUACGGGUUUAUAUGGUCGGACUGUACUUACACUUAAGACUUCGGGUCCUGUUGUGAACGGUGAGUUGCCAGCACACAAAUUUUCUCCUGGUGACAUUGCUGGAAUAAGUCUCACAAAUAGUAGCUUGCAGGAUGACUUACUUGCUACAGGAAUUGUAUCACGGGUGUCAUUAACGAGUAUUCAAGUCGCACUGGAGAAAUCAGACGAAAGCGUUUCACUGGACAGUAAUACUAACGAACUAUACCGACUAAUUAAGCUAGCGAAUGAAAUUACAUACAAACGGCUGAAAAGGGCAUUGAGUGACCUUAAUCACUAUUCAUCUGGCCCUGUGCAGAGGCUGAUAAACGUUUUGUUUGGUCUGUCAGAGUUGACUCCUCCAUUGCUUCCCACACCGAUACGGUGGAUCAGUUCUAACUUAGAUACAUCCCAGCAAGAAGCAGUUCAUUUUGCGUUAUCACAGCCAGAAGUUGCCGUCAUCCAUGGUCCACCAGGCACAGGAAAGACCACAACUGUUGUGGAGAUCAUCUUGCAGGCCGUUCAUCAAGGUUUGAAAGUGUUAGCCUUGGCACCAUCCAAUGUGGCAGUAGAUAACCUGGUGGAGCGACUGUCUGUGCACCACAAGCGUGUUGUACGCAUUGGACAUCCAGCACGGGUUCUUCCUCACAUCCAGAAUUUUUGCCUCGAUGCAUUGAUUUCAUUUAGUGAACAGACCAAACUUUUAGUGGAUGUACGUCGUGACAUUGAAAAAACUUUGAAAAAGCUGAAAGGAUCAUCAGGUAAAGAAAGGGCUGUGAUCAAGGAUGAAAUCAAAGAGCUCCGUCGUGAAGUACGUCAGCGGGAAGAAGCAGCGACUUCUGAAGUUCUCUUACAUUCAGAUGUUAUCCUUGCUACUCUGACUUCUGCUGGCCCUGACUCCCCUCUGAAGCUACUCCGAGACUCUAAAUUCCAGCUGGUAGUGAUUGAUGAGUGUUCACAGGCUUUAGAAGCUGCUUGCUGGAUUGGCUUGUUGAAUGGUUCUCGAUGUGUUCUGGCUGGUGAUAUCCACCAGUUGCCACCCACUAUUCUUUCACAAGAUGCAGCCAAGGAAGGUUUAGGGUUAACGUUAAUGGAACGUGUGAUUCAAAUGUAUGGAGAUAAAGUAGUGCGUAUGCUGACUACACAGUACCGCAUGCACAAAGACAUAAUGCUCUGGCCUUCACAACAACUGUACAAAGGCCGACUUCAGGCCCAUGACUCAGUUGCUGGUCACUUGCUGAAGGAUCUGCCAGGUGUUGAGGACUGCCCUGAGACAACUACACCUCUGUUGCUAGUAGACAGUGCUGGGUGUGACCUAAUGGAACUUGAUGUUCCUGCUGAAAGCUCCAAAGGCAAUGAUGGUGAGGCUGAUGUUGUAGCAGCUCAUGUUCAGCGACUCAUUAAGGCCGGUGUAUCUCCAGGGGACAUUGCUGUUAUAUCCCCUUACAAUCUCCAGGUGGACUUGAUACGCCAAAAACUUUGUGUGGAAUUUCCAAAACUUGAAGUUAAAACUGUUGAUGGCUUUCAAGGCCGUGAAAAAGAAGCUAUUGUCAUCUCCUUUGUCAGGAGCAAUGAGAAAAAAGAAGUUGGCUUCUUGGCAGAGAACAGGAGAAUCAAUGUGGCCAUUACUCGUGCUCGGAGGCAUCUAGCAGUAGUUUGUGACACAGACACUGUGAGUGCAGAUCCUUUCCUUAAGUCCCUUGUGGACUAUAUCACAGAAGCUGGAGAAGUGUGGUCUGCAGAAGAGUACUUGCAGGGAAUCCAAGCAAGCAGCAAAUCUCAAGUGCACAGCUCAAUUCGUGUGGCAUUUGAAGCUACUCCAAAAGAAGGUAAGCAGAGCAAAGCAAAGGAGGGAACGAUAGGCAAAGUGUUUGACGAACAGAAGAAGCCAGUCAGGCAGAAAACUGGUGAUCCCAAAACAGCCAAUAUACUUACAAAAAGUGGUACUACAGAUAGAACAAAAGAAGAAAAGGCUAAAGAAUUUGAAAAAGUGCUGUUAGAUCUUUUAGCAGAUCCUUUGAAAUCCUCGAUGACCUUCUCAAGCUCUCUGACGUCAUAUGACCGCAUGAUUAUUCAUGAAGUUUCUGAGAGACUGGGACUUGUGCAUGUGAGCAGUGGAGAAGGCAAAGAGCGGUUUGUAGUUGUGUCAAAAUCAAAUGUUGCACAGACUGAACUGGAGAUAAGUGAUCCAGUUAGCAAUCCUCAGCAAGGAGAACUUUUUGAAAAAACCGCCAUAGUGCAAAAGCCCUUAAACAGAGAAAUUGUCUCAGUUGAAAAGGAUAAGGUAAAUAACAAUAGUGCAAAAGUAACUGAAAAAUCUGCUAAAGUCACCCAACAAUGCUCAUCUGAUUUGUCACGUAAAGAGAAGAAAAAGGACAGCAAGCCUAAAGUAAAGGUGCCUUCACAGGUUCGGGAAACAUCAAAAGCGCUGUGUAGAAUUGAUAAUGAUGAUUUUGAUGCACUUCUUGCUGCUGCAACAGCAGUGGACUGGAAGUGCAAUUUUAAAAAGUGUAAAACCAAAACUGGCACGUUGGGUGGCAACUGCUCCUUCUGUGGCUGCAGAUUCUGCUUGGAGCACAUGCUACCAGAACUGCAUGGUUGCGGGGAAGCAGCUCGGGUGCAUGCACGACAGAAUUUGCGGCAUGAAGCCAACCUCUGCCACGGUGGAAGGCCACUGUCUAGACAUGGGCCUGCAGAACGUAGCGCACAACUGCAACGCAAACUGAACAAGAAGUUGGAUGAGCUGUCUCAGCAUCGGAAACGCACCACGAAGAAAGAUGACACUAGUUAGCUGUUUUGAGUUGCUUACUAGAGUAUACACAUUGAUGUUUAUGUUAUUUCGUCCAUUGUUUAAACAGUAUGACCUUAUUCUUUGUGGCAUGCACCUAGAUCAUAAGAAAUUUCACAUUUGUAAUACCAUCUUCUUGAGCCUGGUACUUUUGACUUGUUUUCUCACAUUUGUUUUGUUAACUUUUGCUUGCAAACAGGUAUACAACUGCAUUAAAAAAAAAACUAGUAUUGUUGCCUUCUUAUAAGUCUAUUGUCCAUCUUGAUAAUAGGUCAAGAUUGUGAGUACAAAAAACUUAAUAUUAACAUGAACCAAUUUAAUCAGAAAAUACUCCAUUUCACUUUGUUAAUUUUAGCAUCUAAUUUAACUAUUAUGUUAACACUUGUUGCUAUUGUAUCUUUCAAAUAGAGUUAUAUUUGGAUCAGUUAAAAAUUAAUCAUUUCAUUGCUUUUCCAUAUAGCAGUUGUGCCCAACCUUUUCUCACCCGAGGGCCAAACUGGACAUGAUAUAAAAUCUCACAGGCCAGGACAUGGCGAUUUUGCCAGAAUUAUUCUUCCUGUUCACCCCCAAUGGAGCAUAGGGCGCACCCAGAAUCGCGGCACUUAUAAUUAUGUUGUCUCUGUUUAAAAUAGAGUGGGUCAGAUGAGGUACCUAUGUGGGACAGGUUGGGCACCCCUGCCAUAUAGCAUAUUGAAAAACUUAUGAAUGAGUGAACUUGUGCACACUGGAAGUUGGUUUUGCAAGGUUCAUCAACUCGAUACUGAUGGACAAAUACUGGUGUCGAGUUUGUGACAAAUAUCUGGACUUGCAAUUGAAGGGAAAAUACAACUGCAUAGAAUCUCGUGAAGAGUAAGGUCAAUUCAAGUCUGGUCUAUUUUCGGGUCCGAUAAAGGAUGUGUUUAUGAAGAGAAAUUACACAGGAUUCUUUUACUUGCUUCAACAGUCUCAUCCUCUGAUGACAAACUUGAUACCAGUGUGAGCUGAUGUAAUAUUAUGGUUGGACAUUGUUCACAGCCAUACUGUUAGUGGUUAUAUCACUAAUCCAACUAACGACACAUGACACCACCUGUAUUCAAAUCCUAACAAUGACUGAUAUUUCAUCUCCCUUGCAGACGUCACACAGCCUGUUACUAUACCUAUUUAACAUGUGGAAGAAACUAAAAUUUUGCAAUGCAUUAAAAAUUUAUAUUAAUUGGUAGCGCAAAGAAUUUAAUGAUUGGAAAGUAGCUAAGUUUUAAAAAGGCCAACAGUCAAGCACAAAACAAAACCCAUUGCAAUCAUUUUUCUGCAAGAGCUCUUGAUUCUCACAACCAAUUUCACAGGACUCUGCAAUCACUUGAACCUGGUCUUUUAACCCAUGCAAGUUUUUAAUUUAUCUUGAAAUAACCAUAUACCCAAGUGUAAGCAUAGAAACCAUGCAUCUGCACUAAAUGACAAACACAAGCUGCUCACUGGACAACCAAUUUAUUUUUUUUCUCCACAGGCAAUAGCAAAUAUUGCAAUGUUUAUUCAUCAUCAUUACUAGUCUCCAGUGUUUUAAGGAAAGCCUCCUUUUUCUGCUUGAUGCGAGCCUUCCUCUGAGCAAGAGACAAGCCAG